GCAUACAACCACCUUCUUACUACCUAUCGAUUGUCAUGGCCAGCUACAAGGAGGGAGACAACGUCGAGUACCGCCCCAUCGGUGGCAGCGGAGAGAACGUCGCGCACUCGACCGGCACCAUCGAGAGCUCUACCCGUUACACCAUCAAGAAUGCCAACACGGGCAAGAGCACGACCUACCAGGAGAUGAACAUUGUCAAGAAAAUCUAGACCGGGUUUCCUGUAUCAUGAC
Molecule: messenger RNA, 231 nt
Organism: Rhodofomes roseus
Lineage: Eukaryota; Fungi; Basidiomycota; Agaricomycetes; Polyporales; Fomitopsidaceae
Exons: 4
Coding region: 36-209 (57 amino acids)
Source: RefSeq, a predicted model, not a curated record